AUGACAAAAUCCAACCUCUACGUCUCCAUCUCCCUGCCCUCCAACCAAACCGCACAUUCUCCCACCUCCACGAAACACACAUGGCUCCUUUCCCUCGAACCGCAUCAUACUUUACCACAACUUCACUCUUCGUCCUCCACAGAACCUACCCACUUCAGUGCCAUCCUCCCAUCAGACGGAGCACCGGCCUACCGCAUUGAGACCACUGGAGCAAAUGCCGGACCUUUCAUUCUCGGCAACAUCCUCGUAGCGGAAGGCGUGAAAGCGACGGCUGAGGAAGUUGGCAGACUUCUAAAGGAGAAGCUAGUCACGAGCGAGCCUGGACUUCCGUCAGACCAUGCUGGCGGUGGCGAUGUUGAAGGUGCAGAUGUGUGGAUUCGGAAAGCCCUACACAUUUUCCAGCAGCAAUCUCUCAUUGAUCCUUUCGACGUGGGAGAGUUCAUGACAUUUGCACAUGCCUACGCAGCGAAACGAGAGCAAGGCGAGACCCCGGAUGUGUUGGUCGCAUAUCCCAAACUAAACCCAGACUUCGCAAAGAAGGCCAAGGUCGAUGGCUUGUGGAUGCAUCAUCGACCGGAGAAGAAGCCGGCGCCGAGGAACGAGGUGUGA
This is a messenger RNA of Zymoseptoria tritici IPO323, 609 nucleotides long. RefSeq lists its product as uncharacterized. The transcript has 2 exons. Lineage: Eukaryota; Fungi; Ascomycota; Dothideomycetes; Mycosphaerellales; Mycosphaerellaceae. Bases 1 to 609 code for a protein of 202 amino acids. The record is from RefSeq and is a predicted model, not a curated record.